AUGAGCCUCAUUUGGAACAAAAGCACCCCGUCGUCUCCGAAACGCUCCCUUCCUUCAUCUCCCAACGGCAAAAACUUUCUUGGUAGAAACAAUUCUUUGAAGCAUCAUGUCGAUCAACUGAGGGUCGACCUGGUUUCCGAGAUCGACUCCGGCCAUGUCGUCGUGAUGCAUCCGGCAAAGUCAGCUGCCCUCAUCGUCGACAAGAAAGUAGCAGCAUGCAGGAGGAAGGAGCAGCUGCUGUGCCUGGAGAAGCUUGAGGAGUACAAUGAGAAGCUGAAUCGGCAGGAGCAGGAGCAGCUCGACUUCAUGAACCGUUUGGAGCAGCUCAAGAAGCUCUCGAUCGAGGGAUGCUCGCAAGGGAGUUCUCCAAGUACAGGAAGCAUAGCGGAAAUCUUCCAGCCGAGCAGCUGCGGCGCAGGCAGGGAAGAGACGGGCAAGUGGUUCGUUUAG
Messenger RNA from Guillardia theta CCMP2712, 450 nucleotides. RefSeq lists its product as hypothetical. Bases 1 to 450 code for a protein of 149 amino acids. NCBI's taxonomy places the organism in Eukaryota, Cryptophyceae, Pyrenomonadales, Geminigeraceae. The record is from RefSeq and is a predicted model, not a curated record. The transcript has 5 exons.